AACAUUCUUUGAAAUUUGCUCGGUACUUGUUAAAUUGCACUUUGAAAGUUGUCACUUUUAUGUAUAUAUGUUGUAUUCCAUAAUUUAAAAAUGGGAGAAAAAAAAAGUCUGGCCCUGGCGGCGCGCCAUGCCAGGAAGGCUACCAGCCGGGCUUCAUGUAGCUUGUGUCUGCUUCGGGUCACUAGUUAAGUCUAAAGUCUGAAUCCGACUCCUAGCUCCCUCUGACCCAGAAAGCAGAAUAGUUCUGAUUGACUCGCCCCCCGGGCGGGGUUUUCGGGCGUCUGCGGUCCAAACCAGUGGCCGGCAGCCACUGAACUGUACUUUGCUCUGUCCCCAGCGCUCUGAGAUGCGCAUGGGCGCAAGUUUCCUAGGGUAAGCUAAUUUUCUGGGCCUGGGCGGGGAGUAAAUUCGCGGGCUCUUGUAGACAGAUUUGUUCGUGUGGUCCCGGCCCUUCCUUCAGCCCCGCGGGGGAAGGCGGGGAGGGAGUGGGCGCGCAUGCGCAGAACUCUUAGCACGCCCCACUUCCUCUGGAUUUUAGCUUGUGGCAGUUAAUGGCGCUUUCCGCACGUUCUUCUGGUCUUUGCUUGAGGAACUUGGCAGGAACCUUGCUGGCUGGGGUAGAGUUGGGUGGGCGGCUCACAGUGAUCUUGUCUGAGGAUAGGCCUGUCCCGCUUGGGGCUAAUAGACCAAAAUGAGCGAGCCCUCCGGAGGCUACACUUACACGGAAACGUCGAUACUAUUUUUCCAUGCCAAGGUUCCUUUCCAUUCCAAGUCUAAAAUGGCAGCUCUCAAGGAUCAGCUGAUUGAGAAUCUUAUUAAGGAAGAACAGACCCCUCAGAAUAAGAUUACAGUUGUUGGGGUUGGUGCUGUUGGCAUGGCCUGUGCCAUCAGUAUCUUAAUGAAGGAAUUGGCAGAUGAAUUGGCGCUUGUUGAUGUCAUAGAAGACAAACUGAAGGGAGAGAUGAUGGAUCUCCAACAUGGCAGCCUUUUCCUUAGAACACCAAAAAUUGUCUCUGGCAAAGACUAUAGUGUGACUGCAAACUCCAAGCUGGUUAUCAUCACAGCUGGGGCACGUCAGCAAGAGGGAGAGAGUCGUCUUAAUUUGGUCCAGCGUAAUGUGAACAUCUUUAAAUUCAUCAUUCCUAAUGUUGUAAAAUACAGCCCGAACUGCAAGUUGCUUAUUGUUUCCAAUCCAGUGGAUAUCUUGACCUAUGUGGCUUGGAAAAUAAGUGGCUUUCCCAAAAACCGUGUUAUUGGAAGUGGUUGCAAUCUGGAUUCAGCCCGGUUCCGUUAUCUAAUGGGGGAGAGGCUGGGAGUUCACCCAUUAAGCUGUCAUGGCUGGGUCCUUGGGGAGCAUGGAGACUCGAGUGUGCCUGUAUGGAGUGGAGUGAAUGUUGCUGGGGUCUCCUUGAAAAAUCUGCACCCUGAAUUAGGCACUGAUGCCGAUAAGGAACAUUGGAAAGAGGUUCACAAGCAGGUGGUCGACAGUGCUUAUGAGGUGAUCAAACUGAAAGGUUACACCUCCUGGGCCAUUGGGCUAUCUGUGGCAGAUUUGGCAGAAAGUAUAAUGAAGAAUCUUAGACGGGUACAUCCAGUUUCCACCCUGAUUAAGGGUCUCUAUGGAAUAAAAGAUGACGUCUUCCUUAGUGUUCCUUGCAUCUUGGGACAGAAUGGAAUCUCAGACAUUGUCAAAGUGUCUCUGACUCCUGAAGAAGAGGCCCGUUUGAAGAAGAGUGCAGAUACACUUUGGGGGAUCCAAAAAGAGCUGCAAUUUUAAAGUCUUAUAAUGUUGUAUCAUUUACUGUCUAGGUUACAACAGGAUUUUUGUUGGGGAUUAUGCAUGUUGUCCUUUUUAUCUGGUCUGUGAUUAAAGCAGUGAUAUUAAAAUGACCUAGGGAAAACAUCAAUUUCUUAAAGUUAGAAGUAGGAAUAAUUCAUAAAACCUCACAGCUAUAUCCUGAUGCUGGAUAAGAUACUAGUCUUGGAUAGUCCCAAACUGGUUAGUAUAAAAUAGUUCACCUCUGAGGCACCAGUGCCAAUGUUGCACAUGCUGCAAUUGUCUUUCAAACCAGAAGAAUGCAUGGUUACUAUGUAUUAUAUACCUUCUGGUUACUUAAUCCAAAAUGCCUAGUCCAACUUCUUUCCCCCCCAUUCAGUCACAUCCUGGACUCCAAUGUGUAAAUCCAAUGUUGCAUGUUUUGUGCAUAACUGUUCUAAACGAUCUUGUUUUGUGUACCAAAUGUAUCAAAGUGGUGUACACUGCCAUGUAAUGUAAAAAGAAAGACUACCUGUAAACAGUGCAACCAACUAUCCAAACGUGUCAUACCAUUUAAAACACCAAAUAAACCAUGAUCAGUGACUACUCUUAA
Molecule: messenger RNA, 2369 nt
Organism: Choloepus didactylus (southern two-toed sloth)
Lineage: Eukaryota; Metazoa; Chordata; Mammalia; Pilosa; Megalonychidae
Product: L-lactate dehydrogenase A chain
Exons: 8
Coding region: 692-1777 (361 amino acids)
Biological process (GO): carboxylic acid metabolic process
Cellular component (GO): cytoplasm
Molecular function (GO): L-lactate dehydrogenase (NAD+) activity
Source: RefSeq, a predicted model, not a curated record